Prorocentrum cordatum is the source of this 381-nucleotide messenger RNA. Lineage: Eukaryota; Dinophyceae; Prorocentrales; Prorocentraceae. The record is from the annotation of a GenBank genome assembly.
AUGUUCGCUGCGCCGCUGGGCACGUGGCGGCCCGAGCGCGCCCUCGACCAGAUGGGCGGGUGCGCGGUGCUCGCUCUGAGCGCCGCCACUCCGCUGGACCCAGGCAUCCGCUGUUUUGAGAUCAUGUCUAUCAAGCGUUUGCAGAUAUCGACGGCCACCUUGAAGGGAUGCUUCGCGUCUGGGCGAGAUGGGGUCGAUCUGAUCGAUGAGUGCCCGCGGAGCGACACCGAGCCGUUGGUGGACAUCUUCAAAGGCUCUGGGCUGAAGCAGCUGGUGUACAUGUCUUCGGCAGGCGUCUACCUGAAGACGGACGAGAUGCCGCACCUGGAGACGCAGGCUGUGGACCCGAAGUCCAGGCACAAAGGCAAGCUGGAUACCGAG